AUGGCAAUUGCACAAGAUGGCAAUAAAAACAUUCUUCCAAUUGCAUUUGCCAUUGUGGAAGGAGAGACGUUAGAUGCAUGGCGUUUCUUCUUAGAGCAUCUACGAGCAGACGUGACACCACAAAAAGGGUACUCAAAAACAUCUCAUGAUUUUAACUAUUGGUAUGACGUACUUCGAGACUUUGACAUAGAGGCAACGAGGUGGUUAGAUAACAUACCGCGGGAGAAGUGGGCUCAAUCAUUUGACAUCGAAGGUCGAAGGUAUGGUCAUAUGACCACCAACCUAGCUGAAUGUGUUAACUCAGUGUUAAAAGGAACAAGGAACCUUCCUAUAACAGCCUUAGUUAAGUCAACUUACUUUCGACUUGCUGAGUUAUUUGUAAGGAAAGGUGUACAUGCACACGCUCAAAUUGCAUCAGGUCAAAUAUUCUCGGAAGUGCUAAUGAAGACAAUUCAGGAAAAUCAACAAAGAGCAUGUAGCAUUUAUGUUCGUCAAUUUGAUCGUGAAGAAAAUUCUUUUAUGGUAGAUGAAAUGGCACCACCUCAAUGCGGUGAUAUAGCUGGUAGUUACCGCAUUGAUUUGAGAAAACGAUGGUGUGAUUGCGGUGAGUUUCAAAUACUUCAUUUUCCUUGUCGCCAUGUCCUUGCAGCGUGUGCAUAUAUUCAUCUACAUUGGCAAGCAUAUGUAGAUAAUGUUUAUAGGCUUGAGACAAUUUUUAAUGUAUACCAUAAAGAGUUUCAGCCAAUGUCAAAUGAGAGAUACUGGAACCCCUAUAAUGGUCCACAUUUAUAUCCUGAUCUUACAAUGCGAAGACCAGCUUCAGGACGUCCAAAAUCCAGUAGAAUUCGUAAUGAAAUGGACAUAAGAGAAGGCGGUUAA
Messenger RNA from Dioscorea cayenensis subsp. rotundata (Guinea yam), 879 nucleotides. RefSeq lists its product as uncharacterized. The record is from RefSeq and is a predicted model, not a curated record. The transcript has 2 exons. Gene Ontology annotation, molecular function: zinc ion binding. Bases 1 to 879 code for a protein of 292 amino acids. NCBI's taxonomy places the organism in Eukaryota, Viridiplantae, Streptophyta, Magnoliopsida, Dioscoreales, Dioscoreaceae.